AUGCCUUCUGUUCGUGAUGCGGAAAACGAUUCCCUUGGUGAAGAGGAAGCGUUCCUACCCGACUCCAAAGGCUCUUAUGAGAAGCAAUUGAUAAGGUCUCAGCGCAAAGGGAGAUUUCGACCUCCGCAAAGUUGGUCAGCGUUUCUCUUUGUUCAGAUCUUCUUGAUUGCGGUCUACACGACCACUUUCUUUACAUCCACAGAAAAAGAUCUUGUUUACUGUGAUAUUCGACACACAGCUCCGGCUCGAAGCGCCAUCCAACACCAGGCAGUUCGUUUUAAUGCAACGCUUGUCAUUGAUAGCCCCUACAAUGGACCUCCAAGCCAGGAGGUCGAUAAAGCUUGGGGUGACCUACUGGAGAAUAUGAACAUUGCGGUACCCAAGUCCGACAUAGAACGUAUUGGUGCCACGUCCAUCCCGAUACCAGACACGGACAACAUGUACUUUGCUGGCCUCGGUGUGUUCCAUGAGCUUCAUUGCAUUAAACGGCUGCGGCAGUAUACCUGGAAAGAACACUACUUUCCAAAUUCCACCGCUGAAGAGGAUCGUCUUAAUCGACUUCACACGGGUAAGCAAAAUAUGGAUAUUGUAGAUGUCCUCGCAGACGCUUACAAGUCACCAGACCAUUGUCUCGAGAUAAUGAGACAGGCAACGCUAUGCCGUGCCGAUAUUUCUCUCUUCACACUUCAAUGGUCGACAGAUAGCCCAUGGCCACGAGCAGACUUUUCCCACGAACAUCAAUGCGUUGACUUUGAUCUGAUUAAUUCUUGGGCUGGUCAACGCCGAGUAGAUGCAUCCAAGCCUGGAAUAUUGACGCAUCCUAAAUUUGGUGUUGCUUAUCACGAGGGAGAAAGUAGCAUAAUUGGUGCAACUGAGGAUAUGAGCCCUACUAUUAUUACUUGA
Molecule: messenger RNA, 903 nt
Organism: Pestalotiopsis fici W106-1
Lineage: Eukaryota; Fungi; Ascomycota; Sordariomycetes; Amphisphaeriales; Sporocadaceae
Exons: 5
Coding region: 1-903 (300 amino acids)
Biological process (GO): mycotoxin biosynthetic process
Source: RefSeq, a predicted model, not a curated record